This is a messenger RNA of Fundulus heteroclitus (mummichog), 1941 nucleotides long. RefSeq lists its product as uncharacterized. Gene Ontology annotation, cellular component: external side of plasma membrane. Lineage: Eukaryota; Metazoa; Chordata; Actinopteri; Cyprinodontiformes; Fundulidae. Gene Ontology annotation, biological process: immune response; cellular response to lipopolysaccharide; cell surface receptor signaling pathway. The coding region runs from base 113 to 697 and encodes 194 amino acids. The transcript is spliced from 6 exons. The record is from RefSeq and is a predicted model, not a curated record.
UGUAACCUCUAAGACAGAUCUUCCUCUGCAACCUCAGACCAGAAGGACUCGCAACUAAUUAGUACAGAUAAAUCAUAUUAAGGAAUUCAGAGAAAAUCAUACAAGGGACAAAAUGAGACACCUCUGCUUGCCACUUUUUCUGGUGAUAAUAUCAGGAGUCUCCACACAAACAGCAGAUGAGGUCAGAGAUGUUCCAGGUUUUGAAGGGGACGACGUCCUUCUGCCGUGCACCUGUAUGAAUAGAGACUUGAACAAAGUAUUUAAGUGGCAGACUGAAAAUCCAGCAACAAUGAUUUUCAGAGUCGAAUCAACUGAAGAAAGUUAUGGAGAAAACUACACAACCAGGGUUGAGAUCUUUGUGAAUGAGAGCAGCAGUAACUGCUCUAUCCUCCUGAAGAAAAUCACAAAGGAUGACGAAAAGACCUACACAUGCCGUUUUAACAAUGGAGUGCACAAGGUUCAUGCAGUAAAUCUGAAAGUCACGCAACGACCAGCUACAAGAUUAACAGAUCCUUCAAACCACUAUCCUCCAGAUCAAGUCUCAGACGGACCAUCCAAGCUUUACUUCACAAUCAUUCCAGUAAUUGCCCUUCUUCUGAUCGUGGGUUACCUCGGGAAUAUUUAUCUCAAACAAAGAAGAAAGUGCCGAGCUCCUAAUCAAGGAGAUACACCACUUUCCUCUGAGGACAACGUCUAAUACAGCUGCAAUCUCCUCGUCUCAUUACAAACCCACUGAGAUACAGAUUUAUUCUGAUCUACCAAUAACAAGAAAACCAAUAACAGCUAAGGUUUAAUCACACUGAUAACAUGAACAUCCUGCCUGGUUCUGACAGGAAGCCUUUGGUCCCCCUGUAAUCAGUUAAAUGUAAUCUUUACCUAAAACUCCAGUGCAGUCAUUCUCUCUGGAGACAGCAGCAUGACUUAAAGCUUGCACUCAUCUCCAGAUGGUUUUGGCCCUCAUUCUGACCGGAUGCAUCUGCACAAACUAAUGAAACGUCUGCUGACGUAAUUCUCUACACACAGGAAGUAACCAGGCCUCUGCCAGCAUCACGCUGCUAAACACCUCAUUUCCCAGAGAUCUUUGCGUUGCACCUUUGUUUGUUUUUUUAACAUGUCGUGAAAGAUUGUUACACUUUUUUUUUUUAAGUUUUACAGAAUUAAACUAAGCUGAUAAAGUAAUAGCCAGAUGCAAAAACUAGCUAUUGUAAUGAAAAUGUACAUAAACAAACGGAACGUAAAAUUGAUCUAUUUCCAUUUCUAUCAUAAUAAAAAACUGUUUCUUUUUUCUGUACAUAUGUGUGAAUAUGAAACGGAUCUUUAUGGUAAAUGAGUGAUUAUUGGAUAAUUCAUACUUACUUCAGUCGUUGUAGAUUGAUGUAAAUAACUGUGUAGCUUUUACAUUUCAGAUUUUUGAUACCAUUAGUUGAACCUUACUUCCAAAGAAAAACAUUUUGAUAUUUAAUAAAAUAUUUGAACAAUGGGAGCUGGACUCCAGUAACGUUGCACUAAAAAAACAGUAGAUUAAGGUAUUUAUGUAUAUGAGCUUUAUCGGGGUCAUCCAAGGCAAACUGCUGAUUCAGACCAUGGAGGUUUUUUUAAUGGAGGUAGUAAAAAUGUGAAUAAAAGGUCAGAGUUAGCAAAGUCUUAAAAAGGGAAAAACCAACAGUAACUCUUCCUUCUGCUCAGGGACAAAGGAAAAACAACCUUUCUUCCCCUGAAAUAUUCUGUGCUGGUUAUCGUUUGUUUGUUUUUUUCUCACUUUCAACGUGUCUUGUUGCCUGGCAUCACUGUGACAUCUGGAAUCUCUGUCAAAGUCCAGCUGUCACACAAUACGGGAAAAUAAUAUUCAAAUGGGUACAUAAAGCUGAGGAAAGGUGCUAAUUAAGAUCCAGUUAGAGAAAGUCUGAUGACAUUCAGCUCUCUGUGAGCAGCUGCAACUGG